This is a messenger RNA of Aphanomyces astaci, 894 nucleotides long. RefSeq lists its product as hypothetical. The coding region runs from base 1 to 894 and encodes 297 amino acids. The record is from RefSeq and is a predicted model, not a curated record. The transcript is spliced from 2 exons. Lineage: Eukaryota; Oomycota; Saprolegniomycetes; Saprolegniales; Verrucalvaceae.
AUGCCAUGCCUGUCGUCCCCCACUACCUUACACAUCGGGACGGUAGACCCGGCACACUCAGCUACCGCAAUGGUCGACGUAGCUGUCUCCAAACUCGACAUACUCCCGCUGGACCAGAAAUCGCAGUCUCCUUCUGGCAUGAAAUCCGAAAGGGAUCGGACAUUUGGUACUCACCUACACCACGCGAAGCCCACACAUCCGGGCACGCACUACACACACCGCGGCAACAACAACCGCGCCCUUAUUGCCUCCACUGUUGUGCACAGCGCCGACCGGGCCCAGCUCCCACAUGCACACCAACCUCCCCCACACGCCACAUCUGCCUGUUAUGCCUGCCACCGCAUCGCGGACACUACCGUCUGUAUGGACUGCGGGCAAUGGCACCAUCCUGCCUGCAUUCCACACUGCCAGGUGGUUCUACGCCACUCCACCCCUACGUACGGCCUCCACACCAUCCCCCUCCUUGCCGCACGUACACACUCCGUCGGUGAUGGCAGCGUCACAAACCAGGACAAACCAGUAGCCCACGGCACAUGGAGCUACUUGGGCCGAGACGGCACCACCCUUGUUGGGUAUGUUCGUAUACACCCAGACCACAUCACCCCCACACGCUGUGAAAUCCACAGCCUCUUGGCGGGUUUGCACCACUCUGGGGAUACAGUCCUCCAAAUCUGCGACAACACCACCCGCCACAUGCAGGCCGCAUACUGGUUCGUUGUUCCCGACGGCUCCCCGGACCAUACGCUGGUAGACAGCCUCCCGAUCACAUGGUUCCUUACCAUACCCUCGGGCCAGAUCACCUACGCAACCCCUCCUCCAUCCACCACGUUUCCACCCCCCAAUGCGGCAAGCGCACCACUAGCAACCCCGUUCCCGUCCACUUCAGUUUCCUAA